AUGCCUUUACUGCAGUUUCUUCGUUUCUGGCAGACCGUACUAUGCCAUGUCAAAACACACGUAGGCAUAGGUAUAGUAUGUGCUGUAGCUUAUUUCGAUCCUGGAAAUUGGAGCGUUGAUCUCCAGGCAGGAUCGAGUUUUGGCUACAGGCCGAUGUUGUUCGUCAUUCUCAUGGCCGGUUUGGGAGCUAUUGUCCUACAAACGCUUUCCUGUAAGCUGGGAUGCGUAACAGGCCUUGACCUGGCAGCCCACUGUCGUAACCUCUUGCAUGACCAUCCUAAGCACCCUCUUCUUGUACGACGCCUAGUUCUCUACCCUCUAUACGUUCUCUCCGAGGUAGCCAUUAUCGCCACUGACCUUGCAGAGCUCUUAGGAUCAGCCAUUGGAAUUUGCCUCAUCUUUCCAUCUCUCCCGCUCUGGGCUGGAGUGGUGAUCACGGCUCUUGAUGUCUUUGUCUUUCUCCUUAUCUCUGACCCCACCCACAAGCAUAGUCGAUUCUUCGAAGUGGUCGUGAUCAUUCUGGUCAUGUCGGUGUUCGCAUGCUUCGUUGUGCUCAUUGUUAAAGUUAAGCCUAAUUGGCCGAGAGUGUUUAUGGGAUAUAUACCUUCCAAGGAACUCUUCAGAUCCGACCCUGAUGCCGUCUACUCAGCCGUAGGAAUUCUGGGUGCAACAGUGAUGCCCCACGCACUCUUUCUAGGCUCAUUCAUGGCGACUCAAGACCGGCACGCGCAGAUUCCCCGUACAGAUCAGGCCGCUGAACCCGAACUCCCUUUAUUCAAUCUCUCUUCACGCGUUAAGAAGGGGAUUAAAGAGCUAUUCACAGUGUCUACCACGGACACAGACAUCGCCGUCGUUGAGACGAAGAGGGAAAACCACUCUCCGACAUUCAUACGACAGCACCUCAAGCACGAAAUAGUGGACGUUGUUUCAAGUCUACUAUUUCUAGCUGUCCCGAUUAAUUCGGCCAUUUUGAUUAUGGCCGCUACGGUAUUCUAUUCUGACUCCGACGAGCCAGACGCGGAUGGGGAUGAUAUCACCGUAGCCGGCCUCUUUGACGCACACGAUUUGAUAAAAGCGAGGAUCGGCAAGGGCGCCGCCUUCGUAUUUGCCCUUGCCUUGAUUUUGGCAGGACAAACAUCGGGGAUAACAGCUACUCUUGCGGGCCAGAUCGUCUCGCAAGGGUUCAUCAACUGGCGUAUGUCGCCUUUCCUUCGGCGUCUGCUUACUCGCGCGCUCGCUUUGGUGCCCUCAGUGGUUGUUGCCAUUGCUGUGGGCCGUGCAGGUAUUGACAGCCUCCUCGUCAUUUCCCAGGUAAUCCUGAGCGUCGUCCUGCCGUUCGUGGCGUUCCCACUCAUCUGGCUGACGUCCUCGAGGCGCGUCAUGCGCGUAGAGGGCGGACAAGACCAUAGCAACGGGUGGAUCUUGGCCGUCGUGGCGUAUGGAAUAUGGGCAGUAGUCCUGGUCGCUAAUUCAUAUGCCGUCGUGUCCUGGGGCGGCCUGACGUGA
Messenger RNA from Desarmillaria tabescens, 1506 nucleotides. Its product is annotated as smf Mn2+ and Fe2+ transporter. Gene Ontology annotation, cellular component: membrane. The record is from RefSeq and is a predicted model, not a curated record. Lineage: Eukaryota; Fungi; Basidiomycota; Agaricomycetes; Agaricales; Physalacriaceae. Gene Ontology annotation, molecular function: cadmium ion transmembrane transporter activity; manganese ion transmembrane transporter activity. The coding region runs from base 1 to 1506 and encodes 501 amino acids. The transcript has 6 exons. Gene Ontology annotation, biological process: iron ion transport; intracellular manganese ion homeostasis.